This is a messenger RNA of Eremomyces bilateralis CBS 781.70, 3077 nucleotides long. Its product is annotated as MFS general substrate transporter. Lineage: Eukaryota; Fungi; Ascomycota; Dothideomycetes; Eremomycetales; Eremomycetaceae. The transcript is spliced from 3 exons. Gene Ontology annotation, biological process: transmembrane transport. Gene Ontology annotation, molecular function: transmembrane transporter activity. The coding region runs from base 123 to 2900 and encodes 925 amino acids. The record is from RefSeq and is a predicted model, not a curated record.
UCGAUAUACAAACCUCAUGUCGAACAACCUAGUCGCUCAAGUCGAGGUCUAGGGAAUCCUUAUACGAUGCAUAUUCGCAUCACACGGUUCAUGAAAGCCUGCUAGGUUCCAUUCUAUCCACCAUGGAGCCCAUGGAGCCGUCGCUGCUGAUACCAGCUCAUGAGGAGUACGUAGGAGGGGUCUUCCCGGAUCGCUCUCUAUCAGUACUCGCAGUAACAGCGAUUAUGAUAACGUUGGCGGCAGUGUUUGUCCUCUUCCGCAUGGCUUCUAGAGUUGGCAUAGUCAAAAAGUUGGGAUGGGACGACUACUUCAUGAUACUAGCCUUGGUCAUCGCAUUUGGCAUGUCCUUUUCAAUAUGCUAUGCGACGAGAUGGGGGCUCGGGCGGCACGACAUCAAUAUUCCGUUCGAAUGGUUUUCGCUGUUAAAAACCCUUGAGUAUAUCUUUACGGUGCUUUAUCAACCAGCGUUAAUGGCCUCGAAGACGUCAAUCCUGAUAUUCUACCUGCACCUAUCGAAAGGCAACAGUCUCAUCUGGUGGCUUACCAUUGUGACAAUGGUCGUAGUCAACACCGUCGGGUUUGCAUUGACUAUGCUCAGCGUCUUUCAAUGCCGCCCAUUGAAAUCUAUAUUCGACCCGCGUAUAACCGCAUCGACGUGCAUCGACAUUUUAUCACUUUAUCUCUCAUCAUCACCACUAAACCUGAUCACGGAUCUCGCGAUGCUCUUUCUUCCGAUGCCGCUCCUGACGGGCAUGCGGCUACCAAGGAAACAGAAGAUCAUCCUGAUCAUCACCUUUGGUUUUGGCCUUUUUGUGACGGCCAUAGAUGUCGUGCGCGUGGCGUAUCUCCAGCAGGCGUUGGAAACUCGACUCCAAGAAGCACACGACCACCCUGAAGAUCAGAGUCCCAACAACUAUCUCAACUUCCACUGGUAUGCCGCACUCUCAUACAUGUGGAGUGCUGUUGAAGUGAAUGUGGGAAUAAUGUGCGGAUGCGUGCCAGCACUAAAGCCGCUUGCGUCGAGGUUUUUGCCGCGCGUCCUUCGUGAUGAUCGCUCUCCAUCCACUGAGGUUCCUGGUCUCACAUUGCAGACUGCACGCAAGGCAUCCGAGCAGAACGAUUUGCAACCAAUGGUGUCGGAGCCGGAGCAAGUACUCAAUGCUGAGAGGGCAGUAGACGAGCCAAUGGGGAUGAUGGACUUCAUCGAUACUCCUAAUCUGAACCAACUCCCUUCGGGGGUGAGGCCGUCGAUAGCAUCAAACGCAUAUCAUCGACCCGAGGCGGCGACGCCAAGGGCGAGCGUCGCUGAUGAUACAUUUUACGGCUUCAUCGACAUACAGCAGAGACGAAAGCUUGUUAACUUGACGGCCCGCCAGUCGCUAUUCCCAAUAACCAUGGUUACGAUCUUGUUCUUUUUGUGGGGUUUCGAGUACGGACUCAUAGAUGUUCUUAACCGCCAGUUUCAACAGGCAGUAGACAUGUCUGAUGGGCAGCUCGUCGCCCUUCAUUCUGCCUAUUUCUCCGGCUAUUUCGUCGCUCCCCUGACGUUCGGUCGAAUAAUUUUGAAGCGGUUGGGUUUCAAACCGUGCUUUCUGGCUGGACUUUUCAUCUAUGCCUGUGGGAUCCUCGUGUUCUGGCCCUCUGCGGUGCUCACAUCAUUUCCAGCUCUAAUUAUCUCGAACAUCAUCGUCGGUAUGGGGCUUGCGACAUUGGAGGUUGGGGCAAACCCAUUCAUCGCACUUUGCGGGCCGUCUGCAUAUGCGGAGGUAAGACUCAGCAUCUCGCAGGGAAUUCAAGCAAUCGGCAGCCUUGUCAGUCCUCUCCUCGCCGAGCGAGCUCUCUACAAAGUCGUGGCAGACAAGCCAUCUCUUAUCGACGCUCAAUGGGCCUAUCUCGGUAUUGCACUGUUUACCGUCCUCCUUGCCGUCGUCUACUACUACCUCCCGCUUCCGGAUGGCACCGACGAGGACUUCGAAACGGCUCCACCCUCUCGAAACGCCGCCUUUCCUGACCAUACAGAAGUACGCAUCCCAUUCCUCGACCGAUGGACCUGUAUUGGGCGCAUACAAAUCGUGACUCUAACCGCUAUUCUCGGCGUCGGGUCCCUGUUCUUCUACUGCGGUGGCCAAGAAGCGGUCUCCACGUCCAUCGUCACAUACAUUAAUCUGCUCCAUCCCUUCCGAACCCUCACCAUUUCAGGCUACCAAUCCAUAUGCCAUGGCAUAUUUGCGUUUGGUCGCUUCCUCGCCGCAGGCCUCAUCUACUUCAUCAAGCCGCGCCGCAUCCUCCUCUCCUGCUUCCUAGGAGCAUUGAUUUUCUCCAUCUGCGCUAUGAACUUCCGUGACAUCAAUGACGGUGUCCCAUCCGUAACUUUCAUCGUCCUAAUCAGCUUCUUUGAAGGCCCAAUCUUCUCUAUCAUAUACGCCAUGGCAAUCCGUGGAACCGGGAAACACGUCAAGAUGACCAGUACGUUCCUCACGGCCGCUAUCUCCGGGGGUGCUUGUUUGCGUCCGAUCAUGUUUGUCGCAUUUCUUCGCCAUGAUGCGCUUUAUAGCUACUGGGUUGUCGUCAUGGCGUUCGCGUGUGGGACUGUGUUUCCCUUGUGGCUGUGGCUGGAUCCUCGGCCGAAGAAGAUCGUGGACCCUGGUCAGAGGCUGUGUGAUUGCUCGGCGUUGAGGAAGCCGAAGGGACAGGACGAACGGAAGGGUAAGAUGCGAGAGCAAUGCGGAAGUGGGAACGUCAAUGCCGCGAGGGGUCCCGAGCCGAGGGGACAGGAACCGAGUGAGAACAUCUUUGAGAAGGACUGGGCUCUACCUUUCCGCCAGGGGCAGGAAGAUGUAGAGCAUAGUGGUGGAUCGAGCAGGUCACGGGACCAUGGCUCACAUGAGCCAUCGGAAUGAUUCGUUUGCUUUGGUUGCUUUGGCUGUUUUGGCGUAUGUUUACUUUUUGGUAUAACACACAGCGUUGGAUGGAAGCGUUUUGUCUGCACUGAAUACCCCCUCCUUGAAUUUACUGAUCGUUUACACAUCUUUGUUUUAAUCUUCACAACACCACACCAGUCUUCUUGUCUACUGUGC